Messenger RNA from Cadophora gregata, 2618 nucleotides. It is a transcript of the gene CCA1, whose product is annotated as CCA tRNA nucleotidyltransferase, mitochondrial. Bases 53 to 1819 code for a protein of 588 amino acids. Lineage: Eukaryota; Fungi; Ascomycota; Leotiomycetes; Helotiales; Ploettnerulaceae. The record is from RefSeq and is a predicted model, not a curated record. The transcript is spliced from 3 exons. Gene Ontology annotation, molecular function: ATP:3'-cytidine-cytidine-tRNA adenylyltransferase activity; RNA binding. Gene Ontology annotation, biological process: tRNA 3'-terminal CCA addition.
CAGCAACAUCGAGCGAUUGACAUAUACGGAACUGCUGCAAACAGAUUCCGUGAUGAAUAAGAGUUUACGACACCAAUUCUUAGUUUACCGGACCCGGGUCAAGCUGAUGAGUCUUCGGCGAGCAACUUAUGUCAUUUCCUUUUGCCCCGGAUUUUGUCGAGUCACACUUUCAACCAUCUCAACCCGAGCAAUUUCUUCAUACUCUCACAUGAAACGAAAACAAACUGAGAUCAAGGAGUAUCCGCAGUUGAAGAGACUUCGAGGCAAGAUGGCUACUACGCAGAUCAAACUUACUGCACAAGAGAGUCGAUUAAGGGAACUCCUACUCGACGUAGCUCGAUAUAUUGACGAGUCCAAGGAGAUCAAAGAGAAGAUCGAGCUUCGAUUCGCGGGAGGAUGGGUUCGGGAUAAGCUUCUUGAAAUUCCCAGUCAUGAUAUUGACACCGCCAUCAAUGCUAUGACCGGCUAUGCCUUCAGUACCAAGAUGCAGGAAUACCUCAAGAACGAGGAGAACUUGAAAAAACAUGCUUUAGAGGCCAAAGAUCUUGGAAAUCUACACAAGAUUCUGGCAAACCCUGAAAAGUCAAAGCAUCUUGAGACGGCCACCACGAAGAUUUUUGGAUUUGAUGUUGAUUUCGUCAAUCUCCGGAAGGAGACAUAUUCUGACGACAGCCGAAACCCUCAAAUGGAAUUUGGUACUGCAGAGGAAGAUGCGUUGAGACGGGAUGCUACGAUCAAUGCACUUUUCUACAAUUUACGCACUGACUUGGUUGAAGACUUCACAUCAGGUAUUGAGGACCUUGCCGCUCGUCGGAUCCGGACCCCUCUCGAACCAAAAACUACCUUCACGGACGAUCCUCUGCGUGUACUGAGGUUGAUUCGCUUUGCAAGUCGAUUGGGUUUCAGUAUCGAUCCUGCUUCCGAAGCUUCCAUGAGCGACCCAGCUGUUAUGGAAGCUCUGAAAUUGAAGAUCAGUAGGGAACGGGUUGGCGUUGAAUUGGAGAAAAUGCUGAAAGGCAAUGAUCCCAUGGGCUCUCUGCAGUUAAUUGAUCGACUAGGUCUCUAUUCUACCAUCUUUACAGACCCAACAUCGCAAGGACAUUCAGCACCCACAACAGCCAACUGGGCCAUCGCUUACAACUGCCUGCACGAGUUGAAAUCUAACGAGACACCAGGUUCGAUUUAUCAAUCACUUGUCCGCUCAGAUGAUGCGAAGUAUAUCAGCUGGGUCCUAGCAGCCAUCACACCUUGGUCUCAGAUGCCACUUCCUCAACCCGCAAAAUCUGGUGGCAAAUUGCCUCCACCACUUGGCAGCAUGGUCAUACGAGAAGGAAUCAAAGCCGAGAACAAGAUCUACAAUGUCGUUACCGGAUCAUUCAGACACCACGAAGAAAUCGCGGCUUUGAAAGACGCUAUCAUUCAGAAGGUAGAGUACACCACCCAUCGAGAUAAGUUGGGCAUGACCAUCCGUAGAUGGGAUGCCCAGGGCGGCCAUUGGCGGCUCCAGGCUUUGUUCGCUCUGAUGGUUGGGGCAUUGAAGAAAGACUCGAAAUCCUUCGAAGAUUUGUUCAGCGAUUGGCAAAUAUUUGUUGAUCACUUGGAAGCUAUGGAUAUAAUGGACGCACCAGCUGAGCGAAGUAUUAUCGAUGGAAAAAUGUUGUCCAAGGAGCUCGGCGGUGUGAAGCCUGGAGUUUGGAUGCGUCCCGCUCUGGAGGUGGUCAUGGAGUGGCAGCUUCGGAACCCUGGUAUCACAGACUAUAAGGACGCUAUUGAGGAAGUGCGUAAGCGGAGUGAGGAGCUGAAGAUACCGAAGUCAUGAGUACCUGUGAUGGUUGAAUAGGCUACUUCAUUAAAGGUCCUGCCACAGUACAACUGUUUGCAAAAUUCCUCCUAGUGCUUUUAUGGAAACCAAAUUAGCAAUGCGUAGCAGCAAUUUGCAUAUCAAGCAGCCUGCGUACAAGUACCAAGGUGAAACUUCGUGCCUCGCCUUGGGUCUCCCGAGUCCACCAUUCGCCAUAUUGCUUCGGCCAGCAUUGAUUCCUUGAUUUGGUACUGACUCAGGGUACGCAAUCGUUUUCACAUCACCUUACUCGGUUUCUCGUCUACUCACCUUUUCAUAUUUAUUGUUGAAGAUGCAGCUACUGCCAUCACCAAGCCCAACAAUCUAAAGAUUCAUCUCGGCAUCAACCUGACCACUUACACAAUUCCCCAGCCAUGCGCUUCCUCACCUUCAUUCUGCGAUGGCAGGUUUGGGUGACAACAUCGCAACCUUCUCAUUAAUCAUUCUCGCUUACCUGGGAAUCAUCCAACGUAGGACCCCCCAAUUCGAAUAGGGCAUCCCAAAAGGUAUUGAGCCGUUCGACAUUGAACGUACUUGCCGCUACAUGAAUGCGGAGUAGAGAGAAAUAGUUACAAUCAGGGAAAUUGCUUUCGCAAUUGGCACUCGACGGAAGAGAAAGAACGUACUGUGGGAGGGUUAUCGAAUCCCAUAGAUGGAGAUGUAUGAAAGUGUUCUGGAGACUUGAAGCUGAAGCCAUGAAAUUGAUUAUAGUAACCCUUACUCUACGAAACUAAUGGCUUCCAUUUCGCAGGCUACAACCAAAUAGAUAAUAUCAGUG